CAAGAGGGACCGAAUUCUUUUGAGUACGACUUAAUAAAUUAUUUGUUUACAAUCGCAACGACAUGUGGGGUUGAGAAUAGAAUGGAAGAUGGAAAAAUUACGAAAGCGUUGCUGAAAACCAGAAGUGGAGAAUUUGAUAUUGAGAGUAUCCACACCUUGAAUUUAAGAGACUGUGGACUGAGUGACUUGGGAUGUAUCAGUGAAUGCACCCAGCUAGAGCGACUGAACCUCUCCAGAAAUGACCUGACCAAACUGAACAAGUUGGCUGGACUUGGUAACCUGAGCAGUUUAAACCUCUCAGGAAACCGCAUCACAAAUCCUGAGGGUCUUCAGGCACUGGAAAGUCUACAGUCUGUAAAUCUAGCUGGAAACUUGAUCGGCAGUGUAAAUAGCCUGAGGUGCCUGACUGCCCUAGAUAAGUUAGAGGACCUUCGCCUCCAUGACCCUGUGAGGGACCUCAGCAACCCACUCUGUCACAGCAACACCUACCGCAAAGAUGUCCUUGACAUGCUGCCUAACCUCAAGGUCCUUGACGGUGAAAGAAUUUUGGGACUUGGCAGUGAUGUGUUCUCUAUGUGUCGGGAAAUAGAAGAGUCUUUGGAGAGGAGACAAGAUGUCAACAGUCAGCAGUCAUCCAACCCCUCCCCCUGGGUUUCAAAUGAUUAUUUUGAGCCUACAACAAAAUUUGAAGAAUCUCGAUUGGGAGAUGCAAAAGAACAACUGGAAGCAUUGCUGUCCUCCUGCAAAAUGGCUGUUAAAAAAUCAGAGGAUGUAUUUGUGAAGCUGAAAAAAUCAACUAAAUAACUUAGAGCAUUGUUUCAUAAACUUCAUACACAAUUUAUAUUUCAAAUUUCUCAUAAACCAUUUUAUUGAAUAAAUUAUUUCAUGUUGAA
Messenger RNA from Magallana angulata, 893 nucleotides. Its product is annotated as leucine-rich repeat-containing protein 61-like. Gene Ontology annotation, molecular function: protein binding. Gene Ontology annotation, biological process: outer dynein arm assembly. The annotation marks the transcript as partial. The transcript is spliced from 8 exons. Lineage: Eukaryota; Metazoa; Mollusca; Bivalvia; Ostreida; Ostreidae. Gene Ontology annotation, cellular component: cytoplasm. The record is from RefSeq and is a predicted model, not a curated record.